Penicillium odoratum is the source of this 327-nucleotide messenger RNA. RefSeq lists its product as uncharacterized. Bases 1 to 327 code for a protein of 108 amino acids. The record is from RefSeq and is a predicted model, not a curated record. Lineage: Eukaryota; Fungi; Ascomycota; Eurotiomycetes; Eurotiales; Aspergillaceae. The transcript is spliced from 2 exons.
AUGCAGACACUGAUUGGCUUCCGAAAACAUCAGGGUCGGCUUCGUGGGCCAGACAUACUUGCAGUUCCAUGUUCGCAAGUUUCAAUCCCGCGGUUUUACACCACCCGCAAUGUGGAAUUUGAUAGCCACAGUUCUUCUCGAAUGUCUGUUCCGGUCAAGAAGCAAAAAUCCGAAGAAUCUUACCUCAAAGAAGUUGUCAGUCUCAGCUUCAAUAUCACCCACCCAUGGACAAUCGCGUUCUCCUCGCCUGAGGCUGUCCUGCCCGACCGAGCGUUUCCAUGGUUUAACGAGAAUGUCGCCCAACUUCUCAGACAGUCCCACUCUUAA